AUGUCAACGAGGAGUCAGUCAGAUGACACUGUUGAUGGGGCAAAGUCGACGAGUGUCUACGCCGUGUUGGCCCCAUCCUUCGACACUACACCCCCUUUCCCAGGACCACGGUCAUCUCAAGUCACCCAUAAUGAUCCGUCGCCAGGUGAAUCACCAAUAGCCAUUCCUCUCCUUAAAACCCUUCGACCCUUCGGCACCCGUGACGCCCUCACCCGCAACUUACUCUACGAUCAGAACUCGUCAGCAGACAAAUCCACGACACCUAAAAACUCAACUCCAACCUCAGUACCGAUGUGCCAACUCAAGUACGUCCUCUCACCUUGGAUUUCCCGUCGCAGGAUCGUAGAUAACCGUCAAUGUUGCCAUCUCAUCAACAUCAACUGGUGCGCCGCCCAAUUUCCCGACGUCCAAGGAACUGACAAAGACCGAACCGCUUUCGACCGAGACUCAACCCACGAAUACAUCCUCAGCCACGUCCAACUCGCCCACCGAUGCCCGUACUACGACAACAUCGAGAUCGAACGCACGAGGGAUUGGCAUUACUCUGGUUCAAUUUUGCCAUUUGCCGUCGAGGACCUACCGACAGCGAGAUCGAGAUACACAACCUCUUGGAGCUGGGUCCGGGAACGCAUGAUGGCUGCGGCCAGGGCUAGGGAGUGGAGAGAGAGUAGUGCGGAAGCCACUACCUCUAAUAAUGGUGGACACGGAGGCGAGGAGAGUACUACCGAGCGCGAGGAAACAGCGCCUACUACAUCGGGCAAGAGUCCGAAUGGAAAGGAAGGCGGCACCGGCGGGAAUGUUGGAAGCGGAAGGGGUAGUUGAAUUGGGCUCACUGGCAGCAGGUUGAGAGUUGUUUAAAGCUGAGGUGACUGCAACACUCUCGUGCAUUUGAUCAUCCACAACCAACCAUCAUCCCAUCAAUCAUCAUUUUGUUUGGCUGUCCUUCAUCCAGCUACACCCCGUUUGCAUAACCGGAA
Neurospora tetraspora is the source of this 977-nucleotide messenger RNA. RefSeq lists its product as uncharacterized. The record is from RefSeq and is a predicted model, not a curated record. The coding region runs from base 1 to 822 and encodes 273 amino acids. The transcript is spliced from 3 exons. Lineage: Eukaryota; Fungi; Ascomycota; Sordariomycetes; Sordariales; Sordariaceae.